Melitaea cinxia (Glanville fritillary) is the source of this 3802-nucleotide messenger RNA. RefSeq names its product ionotropic receptor 25a (gene Ir25a). The transcript has 12 exons. Bases 77 to 2842 code for a protein of 921 amino acids. The record is from RefSeq and is a predicted model, not a curated record. Gene Ontology annotation, molecular function: transmitter-gated monoatomic ion channel activity involved in regulation of postsynaptic membrane potential; glutamate-gated receptor activity. Lineage: Eukaryota; Metazoa; Arthropoda; Insecta; Lepidoptera; Nymphalidae. Gene Ontology annotation, biological process: synaptic transmission, glutamatergic; monoatomic ion transport; modulation of chemical synaptic transmission. Gene Ontology annotation, cellular component: plasma membrane; postsynaptic membrane.
AUUGGUCUCUUGUUAGAUAGGUAGACAUCGGUACAAGACCAUAUACGUGAAUGAUACGACACUAGCAAAACUGAAAAUGAAGUUCUUGCUUGCGUUUUGGAGUGUAUUUUGUAAACUUCCGAUCUCCAUUUCGCAGACAACGCAAAAUAUUAAUGUUUUGCUUAUAAAUGAAGAAAACAAUGCACUGGCUGAAAAAUCUUUUGAAGUGGCCAAGGAGUAUGUAAGACGUAAUCCUAAUCUUGGUCUUGCUAUAGAUCCUGUUAUUGUAGUAGGAAAUCGGUCUGAUGCAAAGGCAUUUUUAGAAAACGUUUGCAGAAAAUAUAACGACAUGCUUUCCGCAAAGAAAAUGCCUCAUGUCGUGUUAGAUUUUACCAUGACUGGAGUUGGUUCGGAAACUAUUAAGUCGUUUACUGCUGCGUUAGCCCUGCCGACUAUUUCUGGAUCAUUUGGACAAGUCGGUGAUUUACGGCAAUGGCGAACUCUUACAUCAAACCAAACGAAAUAUCUUUUGCAAGUAAUGCCUCCUGCAGAUAUUCUACCAGAGUCAAUACGAGCAAUUGUCAUCAAACAAGAUAUAACAAAUGCGGCUAUUAUUUUUGACGAAUUUUUUGUUAUGGAUCAUAAAUACAAAUCGCUUCUUCAAAAUAUACCAACGCGUCAUGUUAUAACUCCAGUAAAAAGUUUUAGUAAGGAUGAAAUAAAGACCCAACUACGAAGCUUACGAGAACUCGAUAUAGUUAACUUUUUUAUUGUGGGCAGCUUGAGGACUAUAAAGAAUGUUCUAGACGCUGCUAACGAGAAUCAAUAUUUUGGCAGAAAAACGGCGUGGUUUGCGUUGUCUUUAGAUAAAGGAGAUAUAGGGUGUGGAUGUCAAGAUGCUACUAUUGUCUAUAUGAGACCAACGCCUGAUGUAAAAAGCAGGGAUCGUUUAGGCAAAAUUAAAACUACGUAUAGUAUGAAUGGGGAGCCUGAAAUAACCUCUGCGUUUUAUUUCGACCUUUCUUUGCGAACAUUUUUAGCUAUCAAAUCACUGCUGGACUCUGGCAAGUGGCCAAAUGACAUGAAAUAUAUCAAUUGCGACGAUUACGAUGGUAAGAAUACUCCUAACAGGACCUUGGAUCUUAAAACUGCUUUUCAAGAGGUGAAAGAGACACCUACCUACGCUCCUUUUUAUAUUCCUGAAGACGAUCCCAUGAAUGGUAGAAGUUUCAUGGAGUUCAAUACAGAUUUGACAGCAGUUACAAUUAAAGAUGGCGCAUCGAUCGGUAGCCGCAUUUUGGGUUCCUGGAAAGCUGGACUUCAAAAUCCAUUGUCUCUAACGGACUCUGACAAUAUGAGCGAUUAUUCCGCGCAACUUGUGUAUAGAAUUGUAACCGUGGAGCAAAAACCAUUUAUAAUUAGAGACGACGAUGCCCCCAAAGGUUUUAAAGGUUAUUGCGUCGAUUUGAUAGAAGAAAUUCGGCAAAUCGUUAAAUUCGAUUACGAAAUAACGUUGUCGCCUGAUGGUAAUUUUGGUGCCAUGGACGAAAAUGGAAAUUGGAAUGGAAUAAUAAAGGAAUUAAUUGAAAAAAGGGCUGAUAUUGGUCUAGCAUCAAUGUCUGUAAUGGCUGAACGGGAGAACGUUGUCGAUUUCACUGUACCAUAUUACGACUUGGUCGGGAUAACUAUUUUGAUGAAGCUACCAACGACUCCUACGUCAUUGUUUAAAUUUCUAACAGUUUUGGAAAACGAUGUCUGGUUGUCAAUUCUGGCGGCUUAUUUCUUUACUAGCUUCCUAAUGUGGGUGUUUGAUAAAUGGAGUCCAUAUAGUUAUCAAAAUAAUCGCGAAAAGUAUAAAGAUGACGAAGAAAAACGCGAGUUUACACUCAAGGAGUGCCUCUGGUUCUGUAUGACGUCACUGACCCCGCAAGGCGGAGGGGAGGCGCCUAAAAACCUAUCCGGAAGAUUACUGGCUGCCACUUGGUGGCUUUUUGGUUUCAUCAUUAUAGCGUCAUACACGGCUAAUCUCGCCGCUUUUCUAACAGUUUCCCGACUGGACACACCUAUAGAGUCGCUAGAUGACUUGUCCAAACAGUAUAAGAUACAAUACGCGCCUCUGAACGGUUCCUCGGCUAUGACCUACUUUGAACGGAUGGCGAAUAUUGAAGUUAAAUUUUAUGAAAUCUGGAAAGAAAUGAGCCUAAACGACAGUUUGAGUGACGUCGAGCGCGCAAAGCUCGCGGUUUGGGAUUACCCUGUCAGCGACAAAUACAGCAAAAUGUGGCAAGCUAUGAAGGAAGCUGGUCUGCCGAACUCUGUAGAAGAGGCUAUAGAAAGAGUUAGAGCAUCCAAGAGUUCCAGCGAAGGCUUCGCCUGGUUAGGAGACGCCACUGAUAUUAGAUAUCAUGUACUUACCAGUUGUGAUUUGCAAAUGGUUGGUGAUGAAUUUUCUAGAAAACCAUACGCAAUAGCGGUCCAGCAAGGUUCGCCACUUAAAGAUCAGUUCAACAACGCAAUAUUACAGUUGCUCAAUAAACGAAAAUUAGAAAAGUUGAAGGAAAACUGGUGGAAUAAUAAUCCGAAUGCCAUGAAAUGUGAAAAGCAAGAUGAUCAGUCCGAUGGGAUAUCGAUACAGAAUAUUGGUGGUGUUUUUAUAGUGAUUUUUAUGGGAAUUGGUCUUGCUUGUGUGACACUGGGUGUGGAGUAUUGGUGGUACAAGUGGCGAAAACGUUCGACCAUUGGCGACGUGACUCAGGUGGAACCAGCGAAAUCAGUACGAAACAACGUUGACGUUAAACAAGGCGAUGGAUUUACUUUUAGGUCUAGAAACUUAGGCCUCGCUAAUUUGAAAUCUAAGUUUUAACUGGCGAUAUGGCAUAAAUUAUAAUCCAUUAGUAUAGAAUUUACCCAAGUCUAAUAUUAACUUAAGAUAUUUUUAAUUUGUCUUUAAUUAUGGCAUUUUACAUAACGAGGUGGAAAUUUUUAUCAACUGUCUCUUCUGUAAAAAAUGGGUCGCUUUCAUAAGUUGUCAAAUUAUGACAAAAAUAAUGUGAUUAAAAGGAUUUUUUUUUAAUCUUAAAGUAUCGUUGAAUAAUUAAAUAUCGUAUUAAAAAUUGCGAAACUAUAAUUUAGGAUACAGAUUUGUCAAUAAAAGCGGUAAAGUUCAACAAUCAACACAGGAGCUGGAAACAAUAAAAAAGGUUAUUGUUAAGUUAUUUAAAAUAGUUUAAGGAUCGGAGAAAAAAAUUCAUCCUGUGAUAAGUUUUGGAUUUUUACAAAUCCUUUAAUUUAAAGUUCUAAUAAAAAAAUAUAAAAUAUACAUUGUGCUUAAUUAAAUAUGAUUUCAUAAAAAUGUAAAAAAAAAAAUGCAUUGUUUGUUUGUCUCUUUCUUAUACAAUAUCGAUUGUAAGCAUCUAAGAUUUUCUCACCGCCUUUAAAAUGCCCUUCUUAAAAUAUUACCUAAAAUUAUGUUUACUAUGAUUUUUCUCUCUACAUGUUAUUUAGAAAAGCAUUAUAAGAAAAAUAGUAGAUACUGGAUUUUUUGAUUAUAGUAUCAAAAAUGAUUUUUUGUCGAAAAAUGUUAGAAAAAGGAAAACGAUGUUAUAACGUGUAAACGUUACCUGCGUGUUUAUUAACUAAAAUAAAUAUUGUUCUUAACAUUCACAUCGAAUUCGAUACGAAUGGAUUAUAAAAAAAAAUAUUUUAGAAAUUGUUCAAAUUUUCAUGUCGGUUUGAUCUCAUUAAAUGUAAGGAAUUUAGAUAUAAGUUCACGUGCGCACAGAAUCUGCUCCGGUUUGAAUAGUGCAAUAAAUAAUAAAUCAAA